AUGCGGAUAGAAGGGUGGACCGUUGAAUACUUCUUCCUCUCCCUCUUUGCCUCCAUUCAUCCAUCCACCUUCAGUCCCAUUCACGCCUCUUCGAAAUGUUUGACUACCUCUUUCUCUUUGUUAGCGCACCGCUCCGUCCCCAUCCGCCAUGCCUUAGCAGCAGGGUAUCGGUGGCUGCUGAGCAGCCCUUACCUUAAUUGCCCAGGAACUGCACGGAGAUCGCUGUUGAAUGGCACUUCAGCCAGGACGUUUCGGCUCAGCUAUUCACCCCCAACCCUGACCCCGGAGCUGGACACUCUCAGCCCGUCCCCGCCGCUCAGUGAGGCGGGUCCACACCGCAGGCGAGCGCGCAGCACGAACGUAAACUUUAGGCAGCUUGACGCGGCGCUGUACGUGGCCUUUGCCUACAGCUUCGGUCUGAAUGCGAUCAGCACGCUCCCCAUCCAUCACAUUUCCCCUUCUACCUCCCGAGGAAGAAAGCUGCGCGAUAUAUUUCGCUUUGUUUCAGGGUUGAUUUUUUCCCCCGUGCUGACAGUGCCCCGCCACUACGACGACCCGGGCAAAGGGAACUACUGGAUGCUGGACCCCUCCAGCGACGACGUCUUCAUCGGGGGCACCACCGGCAAGCUCCGCCGGCGCUCCACCACCUCGCGGGCCAAGCUGGCCUUCAAGCGGGGCGCCCGGCUCACCUCCACCGGACUGACAUUCAUGGAUAGGGCAGGAUCCUUGUACUGGCCUAUGUCCCCCUUCCUCUCCCUGCACCACCCCCGGGCCAGCAGCACUUUGAGUUACAAUGGGACCACGUCCGCCUACCCCAGCCACCCCAUGCCCUACAGCUCAGUGUUGACUCAAAACUCCUUGGGAAACAACCACUCCUUUUCCACGUCUAAUGGGUUAAGUGUUGAUAGACUAGUCAAUGGAGAGAUACCUUAUGCCACUCAUCACCUCACAGCAGCAGCUCUGGCCGCCUCAGUGCCGUGUGGCUUGUCAGUUCCCUGCUCCGGCACCUAUUCCCUAAACCCCUGCUCUGUAAACCUCCUAGCAGGACAGACGAGUUACUUUUUCCCCCAUGUUCCUCACCCUUCAAUGACUUCUCAAAGCAGCACUUCAAUGACGGCCAGGGCAGCCUCCUCCUCCACGUCGCCACAGGCGCCCUCCACUCUCCCCUGUGAGUCCUUAAGACCUUCUUUGCCAAGUUUUACAACGGGACUUUCCGGAGGACUUUCUGAUUAUUUCACACAUCAAAAUCAGGGGUCUUCUUCAAACCCUUUAAUACAUUAACAUCCAUGGGAUCAGACUGUAAGUGAACAUUUUACACACAUUUGCAUUGUAAAUGAUAAUUAAAAGA
This is a messenger RNA of Pygoscelis adeliae (Adelie penguin), 1348 nucleotides long. It is a transcript of the gene FOXG1, whose product is annotated as forkhead box G1. The record is from RefSeq and is a predicted model, not a curated record. The coding region runs from base 1 to 1281 and encodes 426 amino acids. The transcript has 4 exons. Gene Ontology annotation, molecular function: sequence-specific double-stranded DNA binding; DNA-binding transcription factor activity. Gene Ontology annotation, biological process: regulation of transcription by RNA polymerase II. NCBI's taxonomy places the organism in Eukaryota, Metazoa, Chordata, Aves, Sphenisciformes, Spheniscidae. Gene Ontology annotation, cellular component: nucleus.